AUGUCUCAGAAGAUGACCGCCCCGCCGGUCGACCGGAUCUCUACGUCGGACGACUCCGCUGAGGCGCCUCCGCCGUACUCGGUCGAAUCGGCAGAGCCUUCUCCUAUCAUAGCAACACCCAUCGCCCCGGCUCCCCUUGCUGUUGCCCCUUCACCCGUCAGUCCAGCGGGCCACCAUUCAGGCAGCGAACCCGUUCAUCAAGGACCAAAGCCUGUCUUUCCCUUCCUUGCCUCCAUACCUCUUCCCUCUCCCAGCCAGAAAGCGCCCAAAGACAAGGUCACCAACUUCCGAGACGGCAUAGCAGAGGGCGGCAAGGGCGCUUGGGCAGAGAUCAGGGAGGGUCUCAAGAGACCUGCCAAUGGGAUAGCUGAGAGCGUCAAGCAAGGCAGCGUACUGGGUGUCGUCGGUGGGCUCGUUGAAGGCACUAUCGGCCUUGUCGGCGCCACGGUCCGCGCAAGCGUCGUACUCGGAAACCAUACCUCUCGAGGCGUCAUACGCGGUAUGCGCUCUCCAGGGGAUCAUACUACCCCUCUCCCCGAAGCGUCCGGUUCCUCGCCCUCUCCCGACUUUGCGCCCGAACACAAACCCACAACCGGUCCUACGGCCGGUGCGUCAUCCUCAGCCCAAGCGGGAUUCGGAAGCGGCAUACCCAACCUCAAUGCGAAUGGGUACCCGGCAGACGAGAAGAGAGAGGGGGCACCGGCAUAUACGCCUGCUGCCAACUCAGGCGGAGGAGACAGUUCCAGAAGGGAGGCAGCUGAGGAGGAAGAGAGGCUGAGCCCGAUCGAGAUGGAUACCAAGAUUGAAGUGGGAGUUGGGCUCAGGGGUGGGGGCGGCCAAGGUAUAGACUGGUGGCAAGUCGGCAUCAGAGCUUGGGUUUGGGGAUGGCAGGUCUCAGGCCCAACCCAACCAGGUACCGCUCCCCCUCGCGCGAGCCAAUGGCGGGAUGUCUCAGAUCGGUUCCUCGGCCGGUCAUCGCUCCAUCACUCGACUCGCAUAUAUUCCUCAUCUCUCAACCUCAACUUCUUCUUCCAUUCAUCAUCCUCAUCACACUCCUCCCCGUCCUACAACCCAAACACACCCAAAAUGCCCCCUUCAUCCAACCCGAACCCGUCCGCAGCCCAUCAGGGGCUGGCGAUCCUCGGCGGCUUCAAUGCCAAUAUGACCAUCGUCUACCCCGAGGACAGCGAUGACGAGGCCCUCCCCAUCGCCUACCCCUCGCCCGGCGCUUUCGCCUCGGCCACACGGGCAUUGCGGUACCCCGACGGGCGCGUCUUGCAUGGUGCCCACAUUCCCGGCAUGCCGCCGUCUCCAGCGCCUCCCCACGCAACCGUCGGGGAUCAUGGCGCACCCACACCUUCGGCGGCCGCUACAGCGUCCACUACCGCUGCGGCUCCCACGGCGGCGAGAUCUACGGCCCCGGACAAACCACUACCCGUGUUGCGAUUGACGCGGCCCUCGACGUCCACGGUCAACACCCUAUCCCCACAGGUACAGGUGCCCGUCAUCGACUGUGCGGACGCAGACACGACGGUACCCGAGGCUCUCCCAGCCCCAGACCUCGACAACAAUGCUAUUGGGCUCUUCGUCGAAGCCAGCGGCAACAGGGAGCUGGACGUCCCGCAAAUCCCUUGCACGGCGCCAGUCCCAGUUGAGGUGGAGCCAACUCCAGCCCCACCCCGCCGUUCUUUGCGCGACCUCCUCACUCCCAUACUGCAGCCACUCGGGCCGAUCCCCAUCACAGGUCUGGGCCCUUUCCGCAAUCUCAACCGCAGCCUCGUCCCGAACAUCCCCGAGGCUACGAUCGAGGGUGUCAAAGAAGCUGUGCGACAGCUGCGCGAGGGGCUCAAGGCACCGGUCGUGCAGACCAUGGAGAUGAUGGAGAGUCAAGGAAUUCUCGGUGCGCCAAUGGGGCUCGUUGCAGGCACGUGCAACCUCGUCCUAAGCCCGGUCCGGGCUGUCUGCACGCUCUCGAACCACAUUAUCCGGGGCGCUGGAAACAGCUUGUUCAAGCCUACACCUGCUGCCGCGCCUGCAACCACACUCAGUCCCGGACCCGGCUACAUCCCUCUCGACAGCGACAGCGACCACUCUUCCACUCCUACCAACACGGAGCAGCUAAACACACCCAUCACACCCCGACCUCCUCUGCAGCAAGAGUCCGAGACCAGCACCGCCGCCGCCGAGGAUCAGCCCCACUACAACGACGCCGGUCCCAGCUACCCCCUCUCGGAGUCGCCGCCCAAGAUGUCCCGGCUCGAGCGCUUCCAACGGGCGGAAGCGCGCAGGGCAGCAGGAAUGACACUUCCUGGGGGAUCGGACUGGACGUUCAGCAGUGCAGGAAGCAACUGGUCGUCUGCCGACGAAGACCAGUGGCAAAGGGAGUCGCAGGAACGGCAGAGGCUGACCAGCCGGGAGCCGGACCAGAUGUCGGGCAGGGCUGGGGAGUCGGGUGAGGGAGGGCGCGGACAGGGAAGGGCGGAGCAAGUGUAG
Molecule: messenger RNA, 2493 nt
Organism: Dioszegia hungarica
Lineage: Eukaryota; Fungi; Basidiomycota; Tremellomycetes; Tremellales; Bulleribasidiaceae
Exons: 8
Coding region: 1-2493 (830 amino acids)
Source: RefSeq, a predicted model, not a curated record